Molecule: messenger RNA, 2982 nt
Organism: Filobasidium floriforme
Lineage: Eukaryota; Fungi; Basidiomycota; Tremellomycetes; Filobasidiales; Filobasidiaceae
Product: dipeptidyl-peptidase
Exons: 16
Coding region: 104-2716 (870 amino acids)
Biological process (GO): proteolysis
Molecular function (GO): dipeptidyl-peptidase activity; serine-type endopeptidase activity
Source: RefSeq, a predicted model, not a curated record
CAUGGUAUUUUAUGGUCUCUAUCUCCUCGCUCCUCGAUAGAUCCGUCCAUUUCUCUUCUUUGGAUCGACAUCUGCGAUAUACACUUGGAGACACGGCGUCAAGAUGUCUCGCCCGCAGUUCGUUCUCGAGGCCGACGACACGGAGGACCAGCGUCUAAGGAGUUCUGAGUUGCCGAGGUAUUCGGAAGAUAGCAUCGAUGAGCUAGCCCUCGAUCGGUCAGUCUUUGAAAAGGAUGAGAGGUUUAGAGACGAAGGCAAGAUGGAGCAAGGGGAGGAAGAGGAAGACGAGUUCCUGUACGGGAAGGUGCCGUCACGAAAACAGCCCAGGAAGCCCUUUAUUGCUCUGCUUCUGAUCAUCCUCGCUCUCGCCGCCUUGAUCGGAAUCUUCUCGGCGAGGUCUUUCAAAGCGCCGACAUGGAUCAAGAAAGGGGGCAACAAGCACAUCACCAUGGACCACGUUUUCAAUGGGACAUUUGCCAUCAAGUCGAAGAGGAUUGAUUGGGUGAAGGAGGCCACCGAUGGAGUAUACUCGCAUAGGACGGACGAGGGCGAUAUCGUUCUACAAGACGCUAGCAAGCCCGACUACGAGGAGGUGCUACUCAAUGCGACGGAUGUCAGAGAGGCUACGGGCAAUCAGCUAAUGUUCCAGGACUGGAGACUCUCUGCAGACAUGCGAUAUGUCGCCUUGAAGACCGAUCAUCGCAAGCUUUGGAGGCAUUCAUCCUACGGAAAUUUCUACAUUCACCGACUGUCCGAUCACAAGACCUUUUCGCUUCGAUUGCCAUCUCACCCAGCCGAGAUCGCCUACGUCGAUUGGUCGCCCACAUCCCAUUCGAUCGCCUAUGUUUACAAGAACAACCUUUACGUCGUUCCCGCGAAAGACCUCGACAAGUUAGAAACGGCGGGGCAGGUUCCAGAGGCAAUUCAAGUAACCAAGGAUGGCAGCGAUACUAUCUUCAACGGUGUUCCUGAUUGGGUCUACGAGGAAGAGGUGUUUUCGAACAACUUCGCCUUCUGGUGGAGUCCUCAGAGCGAGAUUAUUGCGUACUUGCGAAGCGAUGAGACGGAAGUCAAAGAUUACACCCUGCAAUACUAUAAUCCGAAUGGUGCAGCUUUCGACCCGCAACCGUACCCUGAGAAUUUCGUGAUGAAAUACCCUAAGCCUGGCACUCCUAAUCCGAUCGUCACGGUCCACAUGUUCUCGUUGCAAGGCCACCUUGCUAGCGCGUCCGCCAAGAACUCGACCAAACAACUGCAAUGGGAAGGAUCGAUGCCGCUUGACAAGCGCAUCAUUGCUGAAGUCAGCUGGCUCGGAAGCGAGGAACUCUUGGUCAAAGAAGUCGACCGAUCUGCGAAGAAGGGCAACAUCGUUCUCUUCACCGGAGGUCGAGCUCAAGGCAAAGUAGUCCGCACACUAGGCAAAGAAGGCGAGGAAGGCGAUGAUGGCUGGAUCGACCAUAAUCAGCAAGCGAUUCCGGUCAAGGGGACCGACGGGUACCUCGACAUCGUCCCAACCAAGGAUGGCUACAAUCACAUUGCCUUCUUCCCCACUCUCGAUUCGUCGGAUCCGAUCUUUGUAACCGAAGGGGAGUGGGAGGUUGCGGACGGUAUCGCGGGCGUCGACCAGAACCGGAAAUUAGUAUACUUCCUCGCAGCCUCACCGACUACUGAACGACACCUGUAUCAAGCGCGAUUGCCGUCAACCGGUGCUCUCGACGACUUUGCUUCGAACAUGACCGCGUUGACGGACACUAGCGUGCCGGGCUAUCACAGCGCUAGCUUCUCGCCGCGCAGCGGCUUUUACCUGCUCAACUACCUUGGACCCGACAUACCAAAGCAGACCUUAGUCACGGUGGAUGAACCGGGACUUGAUGUCGUAAUUGAGGACAACGCUAAGCUCAAUGCCACUUCUUCCGAGUUCUGUAUGCCCAUCAGGACUCAUUCCGUCAUCCAGAGCGAUGGGGUCGAUAUCAACGUCGUCGAGACUUUGCCCCCCAACUUUGAGGCCUCUGGCAGAAAGAAGUAUCCCGUGCUGCUCAAUCCUUAUGGAGGACCGGGAUCGCAAUCGGUCAAUCAGAAGUUUGCCCGAGACUGGUCUCAUCACCUCGUAUGCGAGCACAAGAUCAUCGUGUUGACUGUAGAUGGCAGAGGAACCGGGUUCAAGGGGCGGUCUUUCCGUAACUGGGUUCGCGAUGACCUCGGGCGAUACGAGACUAUCGACCAGAUCAAUGCUGCCAAAGAGUGGGCCAAGAGACGGUACAUCGACAACAAGAGGAUCGGUAUUUGGGGUUGGAGCUUUGGUGGAUUCCUUACAAGUAAGGUUAUCGAAGCAGACUCUGGAAUCUUUACCUUGGGCAUGGCUGUCGCUCCUGUGACGAAUUGGCUGUACUACGACUCAAUCUACACUGAGCGCUACAUGAGCACGCCGGAAGAGAACGAGCUGGGAUACGUCAACUCUGCAGUUAACAAUGUCACUGCGUUUGAACACGCCGACUUCUUGCUCGCGCACGGCAGCGGAGACGACAACGUUCAUUACGCCAACACAGCAAACUUGCUCGAAAAGUUCACUCAGGCUCAAGUCAGAGGUUUCCGUUUCAGGAUGUUUACCGAUUCAGACCACUCCAUGUCUGGCUUCCGAGCGUACAGAGAGGUGUACGAGUUCAUGACUGCCUUCCUGGACGAAAAGUGGAGCGGCAAUAGGAAGGUCCACGAUUAGGCAGAAUGGUGCGAGAGGCGAACCCAUUUUUUACCGUUGUAGAAUAGACUUGUGCCAGGUCUAUUUCGAUGUAAUCGAUCGCGCUUGAACGGUUACCGCCAGUAAACAGGUUGUUGUUAAGGCUGAUCACGCCUUCGGUGGUCGUGUGGUACCUGAAGCCUGUCUUCCGGGCGUGAGAAUGAAAGCGCUCGAAUGGUUCGAGGAUCGUAUCGAGUGCAACUAUAUCCAUGAUGACUGACAAUGUUUGAACACGUGGACUGUUUGAC